AUGCAUAGGGAGCAUGAUGAGCCGGUAUCACCGAACCUAGAUGCUAUGAUGAGCGGUCCAGAUCCGACGCUGGAAGAAAAGCAGUCGCCACGCCGCUCGUUCCGCGCGCGUGUGUCAGAUACCAUCCAGCGAGCUCGGGGCCGUUCGCCGAGUCCUGCUCCUGCGCAUACGGACCAGCCGCCUGCAUCGCCGGCGCCGUCGGUAUCGAGUCCCUCCAAGUUGCGCGGCAUGGGCAAGUUCAUACGCAAGUCCUUUGAGAUCGGACGCAGUCCAUCGCCGUCGCCCUCCCGCAACAGGGACGUGGUGUACAGCUACCAUGCGCCCGAAUACCAAAUGCCCGAUCUACCUGACUGGCAGUUGUACGAUGGAACGAGCGUGUCGGUGAAUCUCGACCAGCUGGCGGAGCGCCAGGAGAGUCUCGUGCCGCCGCCUACCGCUCCGUCGUCCCUAUCUCAGGCUCCUAUGGAGCAGCCCAUGUCAGCGCCCCCCUUGGUGACGUCUGCACCACCACCACCACCACCCGCCCCCAUGAUGCCCCCGCCGCCGAUGAUGGCGCCGCCCCAUGCGUUCCCCGUCAUGCCGCCGCGUUUCGACGGUCCUCCGCCUCCCGCCCCGAUGGGACCACCGCCCUCAGGCCCACCGAUGCGCAUGGAUCCAUCCGAUGCGCCCUUGUUUGGGCACACUGGACCACGCUCACGGUCUGCACGUACGAGUCUUUCUCCCGCAGCGCCCGUGCUGAUGGAGCCAAGUACGAGCCCUGAGCCGCCCGUGCCCCAGGUUCGAGAGCCCGGCGGCGACGAAGCUGACGGAAGUGACGAGGUCGAUGUCGUGAAUGCCUAUGCGGACGUGUCGGGCGGCAACACGACGGUCGCACCCGGCGACGACACGGUCAUUGAGCACGAGCCGCGUGGCGAUCUGCUUUUGCCCACGGCACCGUCGUGUGCAUCGAUAAGCCUCGACGGCAGUGAAGGAGACGAGCGAGACGGCCAGAGCAGCCCAGGCGACCCGUCUCGUCCUGCGUCUGCCGCACUGGAUGAAGAUCAGAAGCAGCAGCGCAUCCUGUCUGCCAUGGAGCGUGCGCCGCAGGGUGCAGGUUUGACAGACCUCAUGAACCGCGUGGUGAAUCCGCGGCACCAGAGCUGGCUACAGGGUCUGUGGUCCCGCAAGUCGUCGGGCGCGUCGGAGGCGUCCAAGCCGACGUCGGAGCGAUCUGCGUCUCAGGAUCAUGGCGACGACGGCGUCAUUUUCCGUGGUAUGGAUGCCAGCCCGUCGAUUUACAGCACAGAAUCCAUGGACCGUGCGAGUGACAUGUCGCCCCGUCCUGAGAGAGCGCCUAGUGUCACGACGCACCGCACUAGAUCCAUGCUGUCGCGCAAGAGCACGGCCACGUCCAAACACUCGCAUCAUACUUCGUCCACGCAAGCGUCUUCUCGUCCCAGUGAUGACGAGCGCGAGGCGUUCGAGCGACGUAGGGCUUCGAAUUUGGCUGCACGCGAGAUUCUCGAGCGCGAGUCGAAGCAGGGCAUGUCGGGCGAUUUCCGCACGCAGGUCCUUGGAUCGCCCCACCAGCCCACUACGCCCACGAUACAUACCCCCGACCCUGCUGCCGAGGCGCCGGCGCAGGACUGGUCGUCUGCAUGGCAUGUGCAUCCAGAGGCACGGCGCGACUACGACGAGGCCCAAGCCCAGGCGGAAGCCCAAGCGCAGGCCUAUGCGGAAUGGCAUGCGCAGCAGCAAGCCUAUGCUGCGUGGUACUCGCAGUGGCAGACAGAGGCGCCGUGGCAGGAGCAAGCGCCGUGGCAGACCGACGCGCCGUGGCAGGGAGAAGCGCAGUGGGGCGGCGAUCCAAACGCGCCGUGGCCCACGGAAACACCUUGGCCCGAGACGCGCGCGUCCAUGCCGCCUGUGCGUCGCAAGGCCGUGCCUGGCACGCAAGCCCCAUCAAAGCCCGAGCCCAUGCCACAGCCUGCUGCGCCGAGCCACGAGCGCAGCUCCAUGCCGCCCCCUCCCGACUCCAAGGUGCCGACGAUUCUCCCUGAUGUCGUGGACGACGAUGAGUCUGUGAUUGACGAGCAGGGCCGGCGACUGAAGCCUGACGGCUUCGGCGGUCUUCAGCCGGUCGAGAGCGGCGAGCCGGCGCCGCCGACGCCACCGGCCAGCCCGCCGAAGCCCGCGGCAGCGACUCGUGAUCCCAUGCCUACGCCGCAAGGCACGCCUCGUGCACCCCAAGUCGAGUCGAUGCGCGCCGACUUUCGGCCUGAGGACGGCCGACCACUCACGUCUCUGUCCGCGCGUGGCCUGUCGCCAGCGCUGUCACCGCACGCAUCGGCUGUGCCGCAGCGCGCAUCCAUGCCACCAGCGCCGUCCUCGUCGUCUGAUCGCGGUCCCUUCCACGUUGCGCCGGAGCUGUACACGACGCCGCAAAGUCUACAGAGCUCUGUACAGCGCAUGACAUGGACCCCGGAAAUGGCCGAGGCUGCUGCCAAGUACAUCCAGACGAUGACGUCAUCGGCCUCGCGGCACCAGCUGCAGGAGCUCAGUGUCUCUCAGUCCGGCGUCUGGCAGCCGCCUGUGCCAGGCGCGCCUGAGCCACUGCCGCCGGUGAAGGAUACCGAGGAGGCACCGGGCCUGCCGCCGUCCCUGUCGAUCGUCGACCAGCUGCACCGCAAGGGCAUGGACCUCGACAUCGACGCGGGCGUCGGUGCAGGCACCGACGACGACAUGCCCCUUCGCGACGCUCUGAAAGAAGCCAUGGUGCGCUUCUACUUUUAUGAACGGCACUCGAUACCACUUCUGCAUGAGCUCGACAAGCGCCUUGUGGCCAUGGAGCACUGGUCCAUGCUGGAUCCCGAGGCGGACGGAGACCAUGGCCAGCAGCCUGCAUGGAACAAGGACGCCGUGGCGCGCGUAUCGAGCGAAAUGCGCCGCGAAGUGCGCAUGCUCAUGCAUGGCGUCAAGAUGCUCAACGAGUCGCGCUUGAGCAUCCAGGCACUCGCACAGCAUGCGUCGACCGACCGCAAACGCAAGCGCCCCACCACGCCGUCCGAGCCACACAAGCGCUUGGUAUCCACGUCGACCUCGAGUCGCGUGUCGUCUGGCAGCCGCGUAUCCUCAGGCGCGACCGUCCACGUCGCCACGCCCACCGUGUCUCAAGUGCGCCGAUCCCUGCCCUCGCCUCCUGCGGCACAGGCAGACGGCGCAGACGAGACCGCGCCCAGUAUGUAUGGCGACGCGUCACAGAGCGCUAGCGACUCGAUCGUGCACCAUCCUCCUCUGCCUUCGCCUCCUGCCGCUCGCGAAGCCGAGGUCACGCCCCCGAUGCCAGAGCCUGAAGCUGAUGCCCCUCCCAAUGCCCCCGAGCCCGAUGCCCAGGCUCCUCGGCCCGACACGCACCCGCUCUCUGCGCCUAACGCCCCUCCCGCCCCCGCACCCACUCUUCACGCCGCCCCUACCAAGGCGCUCGAGUCGGCUUCCCGGGAAGACGAGGCGACGCCCCUUGCGCGUGCCAAGAGCCUGCAAGUGCCCAGCGCGCCUGUCGAGGCACGCCCCGUACGUGCACGGAGCCUGCUGCUAGCCUCGCUCCAGCGCGCCGACGAGCGAUCACGCACGCCACCACCAGCGCUGGCGCCGGCGCCAGCCGAAUCCCCUGCCCCUGCACCCACGCCCCCGCCGGCCGCGCGCCCACCCUUGGCGAACGUCGAGAACCACGCCCCGGCGCCGGCGAUGGCACCCACGAGCGGUCUUCGUGCGCGUGCCCAAAAGUACCUGCAAACGGUCGAAAAGACGUCGUCGGAUUCGCAUGCAUCAGGCCCGUCUCCUGCCGAUGCCUCCUCGGCCGCCGAGAAUCAGCCUCCCAAGCCGAUGUACCCGCCAUCGGCGCUGAGUGAAUCGCUGCGUCGCCGUAUGGCGCACUUUGAGUCGGCCAAGUAG
Messenger RNA from Malassezia restricta, 3930 nucleotides. RefSeq names its product cell division protein. Bases 1 to 3930 code for a protein of 1309 amino acids. The record is from RefSeq and is a predicted model, not a curated record. The transcript has a single exon. Lineage: Eukaryota; Fungi; Basidiomycota; Malasseziomycetes; Malasseziales; Malasseziaceae.